Molecule: messenger RNA, 3091 nt
Organism: Castor canadensis (American beaver)
Lineage: Eukaryota; Metazoa; Chordata; Mammalia; Rodentia; Castoridae
Gene: Atf5
Product: activating transcription factor 5
Biological process (GO): regulation of transcription by RNA polymerase II
Cellular component (GO): nucleus
Molecular function (GO): DNA-binding transcription activator activity, RNA polymerase II-specific; RNA polymerase II transcription regulatory region sequence-specific DNA binding
Source: RefSeq, a predicted model, not a curated record
CCACAAAUUAAAGAGAGGGCAGAGGGCCCGGACUGCGGAAUCAGAGACAGGGAACACGGUCCCAGAGUCAGAGGGGGACCAGGAGCGAACCUCAGGGGUCGUGAGGAGAGUUGGGGACCAGCUGACCGGGAGAGGAGGUGCCGAGGCGCCUCCGGGUUGGAGCCACGCGGAGGCGGGGCGGGGCGCGGAAGGAUCCAGGCGGGCCGUGCUGCGUCGCCCCCGGUAUAUCUGUCCCCAGUCUCCGGGGCCUCCUCAUUCCCUGUCCUCAGCUCACAACUUGUCCUCAGGCUCCCGCGACGCCGCCUCCGCCCGCGUUAAGCCCCACCAUGGCUCUGUAGCCGCAACCCCUUUUGUAUCCCCGUCCUGUAUCCGCGCUUACCGCGCCUGCGCUCUCCGCUCCCACCGUCUUUCUUCAGCCGAGGCCGCCGAUGCCUCUCUUUUCCGCAGCCAUGGAGUCCUCCACUUUCACACUGGUGCCUGUCUUCACCCAGCUGAGCAAUAUCCAGAGCCACCUUCCAGCUGUUGGUGCAGCCUCCAUUGUCAUCAGUGCUCAGCACCUGUGCCACAGCCAUGUCACUCCUGGCGACCCUGGGGCUGGAGCUGGACAGGGCCCUGCUCCCAGCUAGCGGGCUGGGCUGGCUCGUAGACUAUGGAAAACUCCCCCUGGCCCCUGCCCCCCUGCCUCCCUAUGAGGUCCUUGGGGGAGCCCUGGAGGGCGGGCUUCCAGGGGGGGGAGAGCCCUUGGCAGGUGAUGGCUUCUCUGACUGGAUGACUGAAAGAGUAGACUUCACAGCCCUCCUCCCUCUGGAACCCCCCCUUCCUCCAGGUGCCCUCCCUCCUCCUUCCCCAGCCCCCCCUGACCUGGAAGCCAUGGCCUCCCUGCUCAAGAAGGAGCUAGAACAGAUGGAAGACUUCUUCCUUGAUGCCCCACUCCUCCCACCACCCUCCCCACCACCACCCGCACCACCUGCCCCCUCACUCCCCAUUCCCCUCCCCACCUUUGACCUCCCCCAGCCCCCUGCCCUGGAUACCCUCGACCUGCUAGCCAUCUACUGUCGCAGUGAGGCCGGGCAGGGGGAUGCAAGCUUGGCAUCCCUGCCUGGCCCCCAGCAUCCUCCUCCUCCCCCUCUUCCCCCUCAGCCCUGUCGCCCAGCCCCCUACCCCAACCCUGCCACCACCCGAGGGGACCGAAAGCAGAAGAAGAGAGACCAAAACAAAUCAGCAGCUCUGAGGUACCGCCAGAGGAAGCGGGCAGAGGGCGAGGCCCUGGAGGGCGAGUGCCAGGGGCUGGAGGCGAGGAACCGGGAGCUGAGGGAAAGGGCCGAGUCAGUGGAACGGGAGAUCCAGUAUGUAAAGGACCUGCUCAUCGAGGUGUACAAGGCCCGCAGCCAGAGGCCCCGCAGCAGCUAGAGGCGGGCCGGGGUCCUAGGACAGGUGUCCCUCCUCCCUGGUCUGCAACUGCAGUCCACCUCUCUUCUGUCAUUUUACCCUCAUCUCUCUUGUUCACGUCUGGAUUUUUCCAGAAUUGUGGAUGUUCGGCCUUGGUCAACAGCUGUACCCCUCCAGUACAGCCAAGGAACCCUGGCCCUUAGAGUGGGCAGCUGAAGGCUCUGGGCUCUGCAUUCUUUUUUUUCUUGCGGUGCUGGGGUUAGAAUCCAGUGCCUUGCCCAUGCUAGGCAAGUGGCUGGCCACUGAGCUGCACCCCCAAGUCAGUGGACCUGGGUGGUAGGGUGGAGCAGCCACAGGGCAGAGCAGGGAAGUGGGGCCAGGAAGCCAUGCAAGGUGGCCAUGCAAUUGAGAACCUACAUUGGGGAGGGUUUUAAGAAGGGGACCCAUGUGACACAGUGAGAAAGCAAGCCAACUGUACCUGGGGAGGGAGCCGAUGGGGGAGGAAGGGGUGCUGUAGCUGGUGUUAGCUGGGGAAGAUAAUCAGUGUUUUGUGAAGGUGUUGGGAGAGGGACUUCAUCUAGGUGAAGGGGGUGCUGAUCUUUUGGGGGUGGUUGUGAGCAAAAAUAAAGUGCAGAAUUUCCUCUGGCCUGUGCAUCUUUGUCUUUGAGAGAAGUUGAAGAGAGGGAGUCUUCGGACUCACAGUCACAAAGAUAACCAAUGACUCUUGUUCAUUAUCAAGUCUGUGCACAUGGUGAGGCCCGGGCAAGAUGUGACUAAUUCCACAGGGAAAGAUCCAAGAGCCACUGUGAGAUUCAGGCCAGACAGCAGAAGAAAGACUUAAACCAAAGGUGCCACACACCAGAAAGACACCAAGCCGGAGGGGCUGGGCAGCUACAAUAAGAGUCAAGGAGUGCCAGCUGCUAAGGUGCCCUUUGUCUCCUCCCAUCUUCACAUUCUGGGGCAUCAUCUUUUCCUUCAUUAUCUUCCACUUGUUGCUGAGCAGAGCAAGAUUUACAAGAGAAAGAAAAAAUACUCUUUUUUUUGUGGUAUUGGGAUUUGAACUCAGGGCCUUGUGCUUGCUAGACAGGCACUCUACCACUUGCACCGCCCCACCAGCUUGAAAAUACAUUUGUGAGAUGCCAUGGUCAUUGGCAACCUGGGUACUGGUAGCUGGGGGAUAGGGGUCCUUGGGUUUAAAUUUCAUUUGAAGUAUCCCUGAGUGAGAUGUUGGCUCUAUAGUGGCAGCAAACAGAAAUGUCAAGGCCCAAGUUCAAGUUUGCAGUCAAGGACUUCAAGACAAAGUGUUUUCAAUACUUGCUUCCUGGUCAGGUUCCAGCUCUCCCUGGGAACUUUGGCCUGAGAAGUCUUUGGCAAUUGUUCAGAAAUCUUUGUUCUUAGCUGGGUACCUGUGGUCACACCUGUAAUCCUGUAUACUCAGGAGGCAGAGAUCAGGAGAAUUGGGGUUCAAAGCCAGCCUGUGCAAAUAACUUCUUGAGACCCUAUUGAAAAAAACCCUUCACAAUGAAAGGAGUGCUGGAGUGGUUCAUGUUGUAGAACACCUGUCUAGCAAGUGCAAGACUGAGUUCAAACCCCAGUGCCAACAAAAAGAAAUAGAAAAGAAAUCCUUGGUCUUGCUGUGCAGAUAUUCUCUGACACCUGUAUGUAUAUAUAAUAAGUAGGAUUUGUUUGAAUAACCUAGAAU